Molecule: messenger RNA, 1984 nt
Organism: Neltuma alba
Lineage: Eukaryota; Viridiplantae; Streptophyta; Magnoliopsida; Fabales; Fabaceae
Product: molybdenum cofactor sulfurase 1-like
Exons: 1
Coding region: 137-1879 (580 amino acids)
Source: RefSeq, a predicted model, not a curated record
AUAGUCAAAACUCAGAUAUAUGUUUGCAAGGUGUUUGCUGUUAUGCUUGAGACGAAUUUAAUAUAAGGGAUUGUAAUGAGCAUGAGGGAGGAAAUGUUAUGGAUGGUGAGAAAAUUAUGAGGGAAAAGCGGAGAAAAUGCACUCGCCUUGUGCUGGAGAAGCAUCAACACCGUGCUUUAAUGGCUGUUUUUCCUCUUCUUUUCUUGCUUCUGAGGAGUCUCAUGCUGAUACAUCUGUGAAUGAAAUCAGAUCAGGCUAUGAUUUUGUGGCAGUUACUUGUUCAACUCUUCAUCCAAAUGCCCAAUUCACCAAUCAUGAGGCUCUUCCUUCUCUGCACGAGUCAUAUUUGAAUUUCACAAAAGCUUAUCCUCUAUAUUCCAACACUCUUAAGGCUGAUCAGAUAAGAGCUCAAGAGUAUUAUCACUUGAAUUUCUCUAACCUCUGCUUUGAUUAUACUGGAUACGGCCUUUUCUCCUAUGCUCAGCAGCAACAAUCCUGGCCUGGGACUUCAAUGGCUGCUUCUUCGUCAUCUCAUCAUCCUCCACUAAUUCCUUUAGAACUUCCAUUCUUUGAUAUUUCUUACAAGUCUGUGAAUUUGCAUUCCCAGGUAGUUUACGGUGGCGAGGAAUCAGAACUAGAGACCAGUAUCAGAGAAAGAAUUAUGGCAUUUAUGAAUUUCUCUGAAGAUGAUUACUCUCUGGUAUUCACUGCCAAUCACACAUGUGCUUUUAAGCUUCUUGCAGAUUCUUUCCAAUUCACACCUAAUGGAAACCUCCUCACCGUCUAUGAUCACAAAAGCGAUUCAUUAGAUGAGAUGACCAAGAGCUGUAACAAGCAAGGAAUAAAUAUUAUGUCAGCAGAAUUCUCGUGGCCUGAUCUCCGAAUCAACAUGAAGAAACUAAGGAAGAUGAUGCUGGGCAAAAGGGAUAAGAAAAAAAGAGGCCUUUUUGUUUUCCCAGUUCACUCCAGAGUCACUGGAUCACCAUAUUCAUACAUGUGGAUGUCCAUGGCUCAAGAAAAUGGUUGGCAUGUAUUGCUUGAUGCUUGUGCAUUAGCACCUAAAGAAAUAAACACUUUAGGACUCUCUCUGUUCAAACCUGAUUUUCUUGUUUGCUCAUUUUACAAAAUUUAUGGAGAAAACCCUUCUGGAUUUGGCUGUUUAUUUGUCAAGAAAUCUAGCAUCUCUGCUUUAAACGAUUCACCAAAUGCCACCAGCAUCGGAAUUGUGAGCCUCAUCCCAGCAUUGAGAAAACCAGAAACCAUUUCUGAUGAACAAGAAAUUGUGUCUGAACACCAAUCAGAGCCAAAACCAAGCAAAAGUCUUGAAACUUGUGGCAGAUUAGAAGUAGAAUUGAAAGGAUUGGAUCAUGCAGACGAAGUGGGGUUGGUAGGAAUCAGUAGCAGGGGAAGGUAUCUGGUGAACUGGGUAAUUCGUGCACUUAUGAGUCUGCAACAUCCAAGCUCAGAAACAGGGUUUCCACUGUUAAAGAUCUAUGGAUCGAAGAUAAACCCUCACAGAGGGCAUGCGAUUGCAUUCAAUGUAUUUGAUUGGAAAGGAGAAAAGAUUGAUCCAUUUCUUGUGCAGAAACUAGCUGACCGGAACAACAUAUCUUUGAGUAAUGCGAUUCUGCAGAACGUGAAGAUGAAUGAACAAGACUGGUGUGAAGUGAAUGGUGUGGGGCAACCUAGGAAGAAGACCAUGAUGAUGACGAAACAGGAUUGUGGGAUCUCAGUUUUGACGGCUUCAUUAAAUUUCUUGACAAAUUUUGAAGAUGUGUACAAGCUCUGGUCAUUUCUUUCCAGGUUCUUGGAUGCAGAUUUUGUGGAGAAAGAAAGAUGGAGGUACAUGGCUCUCAAUCAAGAAACUCUUGAAGUUUGAACGACAUAUUGUUUGGGGUAAGAUUUUCCUGCUGACCAAUUUUUGAUAAAAACAUGAGAUGUAAAUGAUUUUUUUUUUUAAUACAUUCAAUUACAUGAGGCUGAA